Synchiropus splendidus (mandarinfish) is the source of this 3344-nucleotide messenger RNA. RefSeq lists its product as uncharacterized. Lineage: Eukaryota; Metazoa; Chordata; Actinopteri; Syngnathiformes; Callionymidae. The coding region runs from base 453 to 3008 and encodes 851 amino acids. The transcript has 9 exons. The record is from RefSeq and is a predicted model, not a curated record.
GUGCCUUCACCAGCUGCGUCUUGAUGGGGUAAUGUGAUGUUUAAGUUUACGUUUAUUCCAAGCUUAUUCUCUCUUGCGCUCUCGAGUUGACUAAUGUAAUAUUAUUGACUGUGCAGCUGCUUGUUGCGACCGAAUGGCUAAGUUUAACGUGAUAUCGAGGUACCUGGAGCGUUGAUCGCAGUAUUUAAAUGAGACGUGAGAGAGACGCCAUUUUGUCGUUACCUUCUGCACGAACUUUCUGCAUUUGUUUCAUAUGUUACUCGGCCACUGUCCCUCUUAACCAGUUGCAAUCUGAGCUGACAUAAAUGACACUGAGGAAAAUGUUUUUGUGACUUCGUUUAAAGCAAUGUGAUGAGACAUGGAACAUUGAAACUUGUUUACAAUUUCAUCUAAUUACCUUGACAUUUUAGCGAUGAUGGCUGAGAAGAGGAGGAGAAAGACACCGGAUCAAGAUGCCGUGGAACAUAUUACCAAAGGAGAAGAUAAAGAUAUCCUCAUGGCAAGAUAUAUUAGUGACUUCAAAGGCUUGGACACCGGAAGCAAUAGUUGAAAAUGAGAUGAUGGACAUUGUCUCCAGUCGUGAACUAUCGAAGGACGACACUUGCCACCAUAAAUUCAUGUGUGUACUGCUCAACGAUUUGGACCAGUGUGAAGGUUGCAGUCAUCCAUCCUCCGAUUGGAUAGGCUUCACUUGCAAAUUGUGUUCACGAUCGUGGCACAAAUCCUGCUUUCUCAAGAAGAAUUCCAAACUGGAUAUUCGACCAGAUGAUCACUUGUCUGCCUCAGAAAAUAGUGAUGCCUCAUCUGUUCAUAUUCCUGAAAGCUGUGAUGAGUCCAGCUCAUAUCAAGGCGAUGAUGAUCAUGACGAUGAUCAUAAUCGUUCCCCCAAGCAAGCUCCACCAUACUGUCAGGAUGCCAACACUCCAAGCAAGGCAACAGUCGAGUCCUCGUCUACUGAAACCUCAACCAUUCAAGAAGGUUCUUUGUAUGCUCUGAAGAAUUAUUGCUUUGUUUGCAAGCGACCUCAGUCCAAAAUUGCACGUCAUCUGAAAAAACAUAAGAAGGAAGAACCCGAAAUUGCUGAAGCUUUCUCAUUCCCAAAGAACUCCAAAGAGCGGAGGAAGUUGCUGAAUAAAUUAAGGAACAGGGGGAAUUUUGAACAUAAUCAAGAAGUUCAACAAAAUGUUGAUGGACAUUUCAAAGUGAAGAGAAGACCCAAAGGAUCGCAAUUCUCAGUGGAUAUCAAAAGGUUUGUGCACUGUGUACAUUGUAAAGGUACAUUUGUACGCAGUGUACUGUGGCGCCACACAAGAAGAUGCCCAUCAAGGAGAUCAGAAACAGAAGGGUGUGGAGUGGCCAAAGUCCUGCCUUUGGCCGACAUUGCUGAAUCAUCAUCAUCAUCAUCAUCAUCAUCCCAAGCCGUUUCCUCUGGAGUGUGGGAGCUUUUAGGACAGAUGAGAAAAGACAACAUUGCAUCUGUGGUCCGAAAUGAUUUUCUUUUGCUCCAACUCGCCCAGUCUCUCUUCAAUAAGCAUGGGAGUGAUCCCACCAAGGCUGAGUACAUCCGAACAAAGGUUCGGGAAAUGGGCAGACUUCUGAUAACUUUAAAAGAGAAGUAUUCCAUAUUUGCUUUUGAUGACGCUGUAAAGCCGGGCAAUUUUGACAAAGUCAUUGGUGCUGUCAAAUCUGUUGCUGGAUAUGAUGAAGAGAAACAUUCGUACUCUAUCCCAAGUCUCGCACUGAAGUUGGGACACUCGCUCAACAAGAUGGCCGACAUUAUUCUCUGCAGGGCCAUCUCAGCGGAGGAUGAGGUUUUGAUUAAAGCCACUGAACGUUUCAAACAACUGUGCACAGAAGAGUGGUCAGGACAAGUCUCCCAUGCUGGCCUGACUACUUUGAGCUACGCAAAAUUCAAUAAACCCUCCCUUGGUGAGAUUGAGGGUCCAGAUGUUCUAGAAUUGGAUGAGUGUGACCGGGAUGAGGACAACGUUUGUGAAGGAAGUGAUGAAGACAAAGUUGCUGUGGAUGAUGGAGAAACUACGGUCUCAGAAAAGGCCCCUGGACCAAGGGACGAGGAGCCUAGUGACCGCAAGCUGGUGUCUUCCACUGCUGCCUCCACCAAGCAGGAAGAUCUCAGCCUGGUUAAAUCAGAGGAAGAAUUGUUGCCGGUUACAGUGACUGGAAAAGAAGACUGUCUUGAUGGUAUAAAAGUCGGCAGCCCAUGGUCAUGUUUACCCUCCACAGACUGUCCAGAGGAGGCUUCGCAAAUACGCAAGCGCUGCAGAGAUGCCAAUGAUGAGGGCAUGGACUCAGAGAGUCCAGGGGAAGAUUCACUCUCCAGCCUCCAUAGCUCGGUACCCUGCAAUGUAAACCCCAGCGAGGACGAGAUGCACAGCAUCUCUGAGUUGGUCAGUAUUCCCCUGAAUGUGGUGAGAAGCUGGUUUGAGCAGAAGGGAAGCCAAGAAAACACGGAGCAGGCUGACAGAAUAUCAGAGGAGCAGGGCGGAGCUUCAGAACCUGGAAGUUCUUCUCUGCCAACCUCCUCGCAUGUUGACACACAAAUGACCGAAAAAAUGGAAUCUGAAGACCUUCAACAGCUUUUUCAGCUGAGUGAUGGGCAAGGCAGCAGCUCUGUUUCAGUGACAGUGGCUCCAUCGUUGACUACGAACCAUCUUGGCAACAGCAGUAAUGCCAACAAGCCGAGCACAACGGUCGCUCAAAAGAGCAAAAAAGCUCAAAACACAGAACGUCAAAAGCGCAAGCGUUCGCAGUGCAACUUUCUUUCUGAGAUGCUUGCUUUAGAGAAGAGGCACCACAAGGAAUAUAUGGAGCAGCAGCGGCACUAUUUUCAGUUGACCAUGGAAGAGGCCAGGCUGUCAAGAGAGGCGGAGAUGGCGCUGCGAAGAGAGGAAGCUGCAGCUAAUGCAGCAUUUCACCAGGCCUUUCUCAACGUUCUGGGCAAAAUUGCAGAGGGCUUCAAACCCCAGAGUACACCCUCCUCCCAGUAGACUAGAUCACACUCAUCACUGUUAAAAAAAAAAAAAAACUUAAACUUAAAAUCCGAACGACAUAUGUAGGCAUGUUUCUGUACAAAGUUUUGGAGUAUAUAUAGAGUGACCUCCCCUUGGUCGAGGAGAUGAGGGAGGCUGUAAUUGCAUAUUAGGAGCAUAACAGUGUGAAUUUGACUGAGUCAGGUUCUGGAAAGGAAUGUUCAUCCUACGGUGAAGCUUGUGUAGUGAGACACUGAGUGUUGCUACUUCUGCGCCUGGUGACUAUGAAACUGAUCGUCAGCUGAAGUGUUAUUUUUUUUACAAGUUCAAAUAAAGUGUAAUGGUGGAAAACUU